Cinara cedri is the source of this 9563-nucleotide messenger RNA. NCBI's taxonomy places the organism in Eukaryota, Metazoa, Arthropoda, Insecta, Hemiptera, Aphididae. The record is from the annotation of a GenBank genome assembly.
AUGUCCAGGUGAGACGAUUAUUUAUAAUAAUAUACCCAUAAUGUUUGAAUUAUUUUUUUUUAAAAACAUGUAUUUUUUUAAUAUUCUGUAUAGAAAUAACAUUUUUACGGCCAUUUAUAAAGUUAUAACUCGUAGUUAGGGAAAAAUAUUAUAUCUAGUAUACGCUUCGAUUACAAUUGUUGUAUUUAUAAUAAUAUUGCCUUAGUAUAUUGAAGUACUUAGUACACCAAGUUGAAUGUUUACUAAGUAGAUGCUAUAAUAUUGUAAAAAUAUACUAUUAUUGUUAUUAUUAUUAUACAAUGAUUAUAUUCAGUUAACAAUUAUACUAGCGUUGUAACCUGAUGUGAACAUUCGAUAGAAUAAUACUAUGAUAUAAAUACGACGUGACAGGCUCAAGACAACACGUCUUCAGACCUUGGCCAGAUGAAGGAGAAUUAAUUAAAUUUAAUAUUAAUGAUUGAUAAAAAAAAAAGUUGUACAACUCGAAUUUGUACAUGUGUCUUUAUGUUAACAUCGCUAUAGUAUAUAUUAUUUGGGCGUAUGGUUUCAUUCAUGAGAGGUCUAUUUAAUUGAAUUAUUCGUAAUAAUUCUACAUACAAUUUUAACUAUUAUUUUUCAAAUUUAAAACACGUUAAUUUUUCGAUAAAACGACAGAAUUUACUAACUUUUGUACAAGAAAAUGUUGACUAUUUAUUAAAUUGGUAAAUGUAAACUUAAUAUCUGUACAAAAAUCUACUGAGUAUUAUUGCUGAUAAUAGUUUACAUUAAUUAUAAAUGUAACAUAAUUGGUGUUGAAUUGAGGUAUUGCAGAGUAUAUUAAAAUCUGAAAAACUUCUAAGAUCAAAUAAUUAUAUAAAGAACACAAAUUCCAAACAAAAAUUAAACAGAGCUAUUCAAAGUCAUAAUGCAUAUGCUUAGGAUUUUUUGGAUGGUUUAUUAAUUUUUUAUUUAUAGUCACUCUUUUAUUUAGUUUUAUCAUUUUAUGAGUUCUAAAAAGAUUAUUCGAAUACUAACUAGUUUAAAAUAAAGAAAUUCGCGUAAAAUCUUAAAAAAGUUGCAGGAAAAAAUAUUUUGAUCGUUUUCAUUUUUAUUAUUUUGCAUAAUGUAAAAACAUAAUUAAACUAAAAGAAACAUCUUUUAUGUAAAUAUUAUUUUUAUUAUUUAAACUUCACAUAAUUGUCAUUAUGUUAUUAUAAUAAAAUACUAUUGAUCGUGUCUGAAAUGCUAGGAGUUCCACGUGCAUGUGUUACAGUCAUUAAAUCACCAAUACGUUUAUGCCGCUAUGAUAUGCUGGUAUACUUUAUUAUAGUGAAUUCCGCUUAAUGUGAUCACUGGUUUAUAGAAUAAACCAUUUAUUGGAAUCAAAAACGAAAAUCCGAGACCAAAUUCUAUGUUAUUAAUGUUAAAUUAACCUUUUAUUAGAAUCACUAAGUACUGGAUAGUUGAAUCACUUUUACGAACAUUUUUAUCGUUUUUAAGGUAUCUAUUGUAUUUUUUUAUUAUAAUUAUAUGUGUUUAUAUUGUAUUUAAUUUUAAUUAUAUGUAUAUUAAUUGAAUAUGGAUUUUAAUUGCAGGCUAAUAUGAAACUGAAAUUAGUUGAUUCUCAAGUACAAUUGAAAAUAGAUAGCUUCUUUAUUUUAUUUAGUUUAGGUAUAAUUAUAAAAUCAUAAAAAAAAAAUGUUUUAUGGAAUCAACUGGAUAAUAGAAUCAAAAUUACCAGAACCAAUGUGAUCACAUUAACCGGAACUCACUGUAUUAUAUUUUAACCAUAAUUUUCAGAAACAUUAAAUUUAUUAAGUAUUUAAUUUUUCGACUAAUUUAGGUUAAGUUGAAUUAAGAAGAAUUAACGAAUAUUGUAGGCGAUUAUUAGAUGAGAUACGUGACAGGUUGUGUGAUAAAAACAAUGUUAUUAAAAAUAAUAGGACAAUUGUAUAAAACUAUUGGAAGUUGCGAGGCCAGUGAUGAUGCACAGGUCGUGUAAUUUAAACUUGUUUAUGUACUCGGAACAGUCAUUUAAUGUGUUUCUUCUGAUACAUGAAUGCGUUGUUAAAAUAUAGGUAAUUUUUUCAGUAUAUUCUCUAAUCGCCUCAUGUUGUCUCGGUAGAAUAUUGAUUUAUAACUAAAGGUUGUAGAGUUUAAGAAUAAGUCAUAUCGAGUGUAUCAUAAUUCAUAACGAUCCAUCAUUCUGAGGGCACAUAGAUUUAAAAAAAAUGUGAACGAGAUCAGUUGAGGAUUAAACAAAAUGUAUGAAAUAUAAAUAGAAGUAAUAGAAGUAGAUUCAAAUGUUAAGGUGGAUCUCAUGACGUGCAGUGUGAUGUGAGAUUGAUUAGAAUUCUUCUUCUUUUGUGACUUGGAAUAUUUGUAGAUUAUCCAGAACCUUCGUUACAACCACCGUGAUCUUCAUUAUUUUUUGACGUUAACUAAUUUUUUUGGUGUUUAUUAAUUGUUGUAUUUUCAUAUUACUCUUAAUUCUGUAUGAAUAUCAUUGCCUUGGCUGUUGUGGUAGGAUAGGAUGGGGAAUGCAUAAUAUAUAAGAGGUAAUUUAAGAAUAGAUCGUAUAUUAGGAAAAAUGUAGAAGAAUAGGUUGAGACGGUAUAGGCAUGUUAAAAGUAGGAAACAGAUAAAAGAUAGUCACAAAAAGAUAGGUUAUUGAAGUAUAGAUGAAAGUCGGAGAAGAAGUAGGAGAAACAAAAAUUGGUUAUAGGUUAAUGGGGUUGAAGGAAAGUUAGGUAUGUGGGACAUGUGGAGCAGAUGAAAAAAUGGUGGUUGAUUGGAUACUUGAGGGAGGGAUUAAUCAUUAAUCCUAUAUGGGCCGAAAGAAGAUUUUACUAAUUUAAUAAAAAUGUCAGUCAAAUUAUAAAUGUAAUGCCUACGAGUAUCAUUUAAUUUACAAAUGUAUGAUCAUUAAGAGGACGUUAUACCCGUAUCUACUGUCUCAGUCCAAUUACCCAACUAUCCAACUUACUAAUUAAUUUACGAGUAUAUCUGUAAGCAUCAAUAAAAUAUUGCUAAUUUAUUUUUAAUUGAAGCAGGAUUUCCAGUAGAAAAUUUAGUCACUGAUAGAAAAAAAAAAAAUUCAAAAAAUUAAAAUACACCAUAGUACAAUCAAUAUAUUGAUAUAUCAUUCUGAUUUUUUUUUCUUAAAAAUCUUGUAUUAUUUAUGGUUUGACAAUUAAUUAUUUGUGAAAGUAAAAACUUUUGUAUGGUCUAUAGUCUGGAGGGUAGCCUCGCCCCCUCUGGAUCCACCACUGGUACCAACACACUUUUUACAUACACACACACAUUAUACAAUAUGUAAUAUAAUUCUCUACAGUAAUUUGUGCAGGUAAUUUGUUUGGGUAUAAUAGGUACGUUUUAUUCGUAUGCAUCACAUUACUGUUUUUAUGAUUUAUUAUUUUAUUUUGUUUGAGUUCAAGGCGAUUGUCGAGUGGCAUAGUCAUUAAAGAGCCAUUUCAAAGGUGGAAAAACUCAAAAGUAAUUUAUAACUCUUUUUAUCGCUUUAUUCGCGAUUGUAAUACUGUCCUUUCGUACCUACGAUCGGCGGUACUUGUUUUUUGCGAACAUUCUCGUACCUAUAUAAAUACUCAACUUGCACUUUCAAUCCGAGUUUAUUCGCUCUUCAGGAUUCGCAAAGUAAAGAGUGAGUAUUUUUUUUUUUUUUUAUUAUUCUUGUACACUAUUAUUAUAAUUUUUUUUUAAAUAUUUUAAAAUCACAAUUCAUUUUUCUUCUGAAAAAACUUUUUCUAUACCUACUAAUAAUAAAUUAUCAUUAAAAUAGGUAUUGCGAUUACUGCUGUCACCAGUUUUUCUUGAUUAAAUUAGUUUAGAAACUUCGCACUUUUGUUUUAUACAAAACUCGGGAAAGCUUGUCAAUAUUUUUCGAAAACUCGAGUUUCUAAUUAUUCUUUUCCACUAAAAUUUCGCGCUUUACACAUACAAUUUUGGUGCUGGUAUUUUUACUAAAAUAAUAUUAGGUUAGGUUAGGUUAGUAUAGGUACUAUAGGUAAUUUUUGUUUGAAUUUUUUUAAAAUAUGUGUUCAUACAUAUCGUUUUACAUGUCACAUAAAUAAACAUUUUCAAAUGUUUGCAAAUGUUGUCUGUUUAAUAUUUUUAAUCAUACCACUCGAUAGUUUAUAGGUUAUACGAUUACUGGUGUAUUAAGUAGUUUUAUAAAUUAUUAUUUUCGCAUAUACCUUCUGGCCAUGCGUUACAUUUAAUAUUUUGAGCUAUAUGUGUUUAAUUGGUUUAAAAUUAAAUAUUUUAAUGAAUAAACAACGGUAAGUUAAUGCACCUAUCUACAUUGCAUAAAAAAUAAAUUUGUAUAUUUUAUAUUAUUAUUAUUAUUUAUAAAAUAACUGAACAAAGUAAUAAAUUAAGAGCCAAGUUCUUAUCGAUGUAUAUAUUUUUUUUGAAAAAACAAAUAUCAAUGCGUUAUAUAUAAUUAAAACCAGACAACAUUCUUUUCUUUUCUAAUUUUCCAUAGUUUUUCGUUUUAUCUAAUAAGAAUUGUUUGCAUCGGCCUCUCCCCUUGAAAGUGCAGACGCAAACGUCGUAUAAUUUAUUUUAAAUUAUAGAAAACGAAAGUUUUGUCGAUUUCUAGAAUGGGGUCGAUAUUUGAUAGCAAAUUUACAGUACGUAGUAUAUUUUUUUCUUUUCUCACAAAUUCUAUGCGCCAUCCGACACCUUUAUAAGCUGUUUCUGAUAUUAGUAUGAAUCAUGUCUUUUGUUCGUGUCUCGGUACGAAUUGAACGCGGCAUAGCCAGUGAAAAAUAGGGUUACCUACGGGGUCGACCACUUUUUUUAGUAUAAUCGAAGCAAUGACAAUAAUGAUAUUGUACUAAAAAAAAAAAAAACACCAAAAAAACAUUAUUUAAAUUUUAACUCUGAAUUAAACAAGGUGUGUAUCAAAAAUUAAAAAUUGCCUCAGUAUAAAUAAAAUAUAUAUUUAAAUGUGAAUAUUAAUAAAUAAAUAAUAUCUGAAUGUAUCUUAAUUAGUGAUAAUUAAACAAAGAUCGAGAUUAUGGUAGUCUCUUUGUCGUUUUUCGGAACAAUUGUUGUCUAUACUUAGCCUUGGCCUUGGCUCGGUCUAGUAUCAAGAUUCUUUUAUUCUUAUUUUAUUAAAAAAAAUAUAUAAAAUAAUUAAAUACCAAAAAUGGAGCUGGAAAUUCGUAUACGAUUUGGUAUGUGAUCUCUAAGGUAUAAUUUUAUAAAGCAAUCAUCUUCAAAUAACUUGCCACAACCCCGACACCUUUUUUCGGUGAUUGUAAUUUAAAAGAUAUUUCUUCUCGAUCGUCGUCACUAUAAACUUAAAGUAUUUUAACUUAUUUUGUUUUCAAUUCGUUAAUUUUUUUUUAUGAUAGCCGAUCAAAUGUAAUAAAUAAUUUCACACAAUUGAAGACAAAAUUUAAUAUUUCAUCUAUUUUCUUUCUCUCAACACACAUUUAUGCACAAUCCAAUAUUAUCCAAUAGAAUCUUAAUUUAUUCUCUCUCAUUUUUCCUGUCAAACCUCCUUCUCUUAGAUUACUACUAUAUUAUAUUUAAUCCUAACUUAUCUCGUUCCUGUUACUUCUAUUUGUAUUUACUAGGUAUCUAUUAUUCAAGAUUCCACUAUCAGACCCAUUUAUUCAAUUACAUACUAGUCAUACAAUUUGAAAUUUAAUUAAAUUUAUUAUUUGACCUCCGACUCUCCGAGUUUUACUCCAUGGCAAUCACCAAGAUUUUUUUCAUAGUAAGAAAAGUAUCGCAAGGGUUAGUAAUGUUCACACAGAUCCUCCACUGCUGUUAUUUGAGACAUGGAAGAAAGUUUUAUCCUGAUUGAUUAACGUUUUUAUCAAUGCGAGUUAUACUGCUACUGUAGGUACCGGAGAGGCGGCAAAACCAAGCGGCAGGACCGACCAUCUUCAGUGUACCGUCAACAAUCUUUGGGUCGAUUAUCACACUGGUACACUCACAAGCCUAUUGUCACCGUCGACCAGUUGCACAGGUAUCGGCGGAAGGAAUUUGGAGUCGUUAACGACGACGAUUUGGGCGCAGCAGUCACAGAACAGCCACCAAUCAGCUUGUCAGCAAGCCCAUCGUUCGACACAGAGUACAGGUGCCGUUUCGAGCCACCUUAUACGACAGCCGAGGAGAUGAGCCAGAACAGGCGUCACGCAGCCGUGCCAAAGGACGAACUCCAGGUGGAAGGCGACGCCGAGUUUAGUCCCGAGUACGCGGAACACUACAAGGACGUUCCCCGGGAACGAAACCUGGCACCCCGGCAAGGUAGUCACAUCGGAAAGUUCGUGUGCGCUGACGACCCGGCUCCAGAGGGCAUGGCAUUCGAGUCAGAACAACAUGGCCAGUACGUGGCGCAUCCAGAGGGCCGGAGGGCCGACAACUUGCGGCCUAGCACUGGGCUUAGAAUGGACGAUUUGCCUAUGGACGGCGAGUCCGAGCAGAUGGCCAACUACCGGAAAUAUCCGACCACGCCACAUCCGGACGCCGUAGGAGGUACGGUAUUUUAAUUUAUUUUGUAUGUAUGUGUGUGUGUCUGUAUAUUUAAAAAAAAAUAUCUUUUGCUGUAGGUAUUUAACUUAACCUAACCUAUAAUUAUAGGUACAUGGUUAUACUUAUUCAAUUGUACGAAUAAAUUUGAAUAGUGAAUGUUUCAUAGAUUCUAUUGUUUUAUCGGGAGAUAGUACAGGGUGAUUUAUAAAUAUGACGUAAGACACUUAUUAUCUCGAAAUGUGAUACUUUUUUUAGAAUUUCUUUUUUGAAAAUUUAAAAAUACAAAGGCCUUUAAAAUAUUAUUAUACCCUUAUAUUUUUCACCUUUAAGUUUGAGUAUGAAACCAUAAUUAUAUUUUAAUUUUAAAGUUGCAACCUAGACAUUAAAAAUUGCAAUGUAUGUAGUUUCAGUUUAAUUACAUUUAGGUGUUGACAUUUUUAAUUUUCUUUAAGUUAUCUUAUGAUACUGACUUUAAAUUUAUCAUCCGGUAUGAUACGAAGUACGAGAGAGUGGAGUUUUAUAACUUUUCAUAACUCUUAUAACUAUGGAUAUAUGCUCGUGUCGAUCGCAGUAUCUAUGAUUAUUGCUGUUUCAUCCUGUGGGCAAGUUUGUUCCUCUAAUGUUUACGUGGGAACAAAUCAAUUGAAUUAAACUUAAUAAUUCCGUGGUUCCGUUCUGUGUUAUAACACAUAUUUUACUAGUUAUAUCUUUUUUAUAUUUUAUAUGAUUAUUAAGUUCAGUCUCUAAAUUUAUUAUGUGUGUGUAUGUGGAAGAGGGGCUGAUUUCGCUAGUAAACACGAAUAAACACGACUAUGCUAUAUAAAAUGAGGUUAUAAGAUACCUAUUUGGUUUGCAGGCGGUAAGGAUUUAGACAGUUUUUACCGCAUUAUUCCGAACGAUGACUCUUUUUCGUUUCCCGGUAGACACGUGUUCAUUGUUUAACAUUCUCGUUUAUAAAGUGGUAUCCAUAUUUCGCUUGCAACUUAUAUUUUUCGAUGGUCAUUCAAACGUUCGUUUCACCACUAGGAGCGUACUGGUAUAACAAUGUACACCAGAACAGAGAAAAUGCAGUAUAUAUUGUCGGUGGGUAAGUGGAACCAUUAGGUUGAAAAAUAGUAGCUGGUGAAAAAUAGCAUGUAAAAAUGUGACCUGGAAUGGAAAAUGAGAUAAUAUUAUAAAUUAUGAUGGUGAAUCAUAAAUAAUCAUAUUAUGUUGUAGCGUUCAGUAGUGAAAUGAUUUAAUGUUAUGAUAUGUGUGUGUGUAUGUGUAUGUGUGCGUGUGUGUGUGUUAUACGUCAUAUGGGGAAAAAUAAAGGUCGAAAAAUGAAAAAUGAAAUGAUUGCGCUUGCGCCCAUGACCAAGACCAGUUAUUGUCACGGAAGACGGCCGUUCGACGAGAGUAUGAAGGAAAUGAUCCUGACACGGGACAGUGGCAUGUUGAUACGGUCUGCGCAUCCAUUCUCCGUCAUCGGUGGACUCCGUAAAACUGAGUAAAAUAUGAAAAAUUACUUUACCAAUAGUUGCGUGUGGGAAUAGACAAUACAGCAUCACUUGAAAAUGACGGCUUAACAUAAGCUUUGCGCUAAAAUGUUUUCGACAAUUGUAGGAGUGUGUUUGAACUGUGAGAUGCAAGCAUGUCGGCUGCGCUUCGUAUUUACUUAAGAGCUUAAACGCUUCGCAUGCCACAAUAUCUAUAUGUAUGAAAAUAUCUAACUUAGUGUACAAAAUCAUGAGACGGACCAACGAUCUACAAAUAGAUAAUACCUAUCAAAUCAGUAUACAAUUGUACAUAAUUAUGAACUAAACGAUACGAUUUAUUUAACAAGUUAUUUAUUCGGUUUUAAGAAAAUUAAUCAAUUUGAAUGCACCCAUCUAGUAACUGCUGGGUCGUGCAUGGUCGUUUUGCGACAGCCGGCUGCUGGGUGGUUUUUUCCUGCACCAGCCUUCUUCGGAUUAAUCUUCAGGUUUUUCACUUAAAGACUAAUCCCAUUCGGAAACAUCGUAAAACUGUUUUUUUAUAGCAUUUUGAAUUUAGUUGAUACUUUUAAAAUGCAACUUUUUAAAAUACCUUGCACUUAUUGUAAUCCUCUAUUGGUGGAAAUCGUAUUACCAGAAUCUAAGAUUACAAAAAUAAAUGGUUUUUUUUUUCGUUCGCUUAUCUUCUGUUAAACAAUUGAUGUGUUUGACUGACGUAACGAGCACUCGGUAAAACACAAAAAGGUGUAUAGUUUAAUACUGUUGACCUUUUUUACCAGUAUGAGAUGCUUACCAACGAAUGUUCGUAAAAUAAUUAACGCGGUAACUGUAAAAAUAUCCGUAUUCGAAAUAUCCGAAAAAAAAAAAAAUAACCAAAAGUAAAAAUUACAUAAAAGUACAGUAUAUUGUAUUAUCCACUAUCUUACUGAAAUUUCUUACUGAUGUGAUAUUUUAAGGAGAUCUUUUUUUUGAUUUGGGGUUGAUGGGUUUUUCAUAAUAAAUGUGAAAAGCCGGGGAAAAUGUAGGGAAAUUUACAAAAUGUAUUAUAUUCAAAUCAUACAUAUUACGGCCUUUUAAAACAUAUUUGUAUAACCGAACUCCGCUCAGAAUCUUUUUUUGUCAUAAUUGAUUAAUCAAAAAUUGAAUUUUCCCUUUACUUUUCCCACUUCUCACGAAUAAAAGAGUGGCCCACCCCAUCGUCAUGUGAAAUAUGUCCAUUUGUUUUUUUCGUUGGCUAUUUCGGAUCCGGGUAAUAUAUUAUGUUUCACAAACCUACUGAUUAAAUCAACGCUCUGUUUGUUUCUCAGACGUCCCGGAAGCGUGAAGAGACCGCCGUUUCGUUUAGAAGUAGUGGACUGUAGUAGUGGCUGCGGUGGCAGCGGCAGCGACAGUGGCGGUGUCGGUCGGAGGUUGGGCGACCCUUCGUUCGUGGUGUUGGAGAAAUCGGAGCCGGUCACCAGAUUGCAUUACCGCCACGAAACUGGUUCGCAGGCAGGUCGCGUCAACACGUGGGUCAAGAGGAGGCAGCGGAACAUGGGUACCGCACGAUUUCUGGACAACCUCCGGCCGGUUUUCGACGCCAGCAAGUCAAUACAGUAG